GCAAGAUCAGCCCGCCCUCCUCCCCCUACGCCGCCGCCCUCCCUUCCUCGAGCGGCUCGGGAGCUCAGCUCAGCUCAGCUCAGCGCAGCGCAGCGCGGCGCAGCUCCGCAGCCGCCAAGGCGAGACCGGCACGGUCUCCCGGUUGCCAGCGCCGGCUCCGAGCUCCCGCUCCUCGCCCGGGCUCCGCCGGGUCUCGCUUCUACGGGGACCCUCGGGCAGGCGUCGCGUGGCGAGGGCCGGCGGCAGCCGCACAAAGUUGAGCGCCCGCGAGGAUGAGGCUGGCCCCAGCACCCCUGAGGCUAAGUCGGAGUCCAGCGCUGCUGGCCCUGGCGCUGCCCCUGGCCGCGGCGCUGGCCUUCUCCGACGAGACCCUGGACAAAGUGCCCAAGUCGGAGGGCUACUGCAGCCGCAUCCUGCGCGCCCAGGGCACGCGGCGCGAGGGCUACACCGAGUUCAGCCUCCGCGUGGAGGGCGACCCCGACUUCUAUAAGCCGGGAACCAGCUACCGAGUAACGCUUUCAGCUGCCCCUCCCUCCUACUUCAGAGGAUUCACAUUAAUUGCCCUCAAAGAGAACAGAGAGGGCGAUAAGGAAGAAGACCACGCUGGGACCUUCCAGAUCAUAGAUGAAGAAGAAACACAGUUUAUGAGUAACUGCCCCGUUGCGGUCACGGAAAGCACCCCACGGCGGAGGACACGGAUUCAGGUGUUCUGGAUAGCGCCCCCAGCGGGUACAGGCUGUGUGAUUCUCAAGGCCAGCAUCGUACAGAAACGCAUCAUUUAUUUCCAAGAUGAGGGCUCUCUGACCAAGAAGCUUUGUGAACAAGAUUCCAUGUUUGACGGGGUAACUGACAAACCCAUCUUAGACUGCUGUGCCUGUGGAACUGCCAAGUACAGACUCACAUUUUAUGGGAAUUGGUCCGAGAAGACGCACCCAAAGGAUUACCCUCGUCGGGCCAAUCACUGGUCUGCAAUCAUUGGUGGAUCCCACUCCAAGAACUACGUGCUGUGGGAGUACGGAGGCUACGCCAGCGAAGGUGUCAAACAGGUUGCAGAACUGGGCUCACCCGUGAAAAUGGAAGAAGAAAUUCGGCAACAGAGUGAUGAGGUCCUCACUGUCAUCAAAGCCAAAGCGCAGUGGCCGGCCUGGCAGCCUCUCAACGUGAGAGCUGCACCCUCGGCCGAGUUCUCUGUGGACAGGACACGCCACUUGAUGUCCUUCCUGACCAUGAUGGGCCCCAGCCCCGACUGGAACGUGGGCCUGUCUGCGGAGGAUCUGUGCACUAAGGAGUGCGGCUGGGUCCAGAAGGUGGUGCAGGACCUGAUCCCCUGGGACGCGGGCACUGACAGCGGGGUGACCUAUGAGUCACCCAACAAGCCCACAAUUCCCCAGGAGAAAAUCCGGCCCCUGACCAGUCUGGACCAUCCUCAGAGUCCUUUUUACGAUCCAGAGGGUGGGUCCAUCACUCAAGUGGCCAGAGUUGUCAUCGAGAGAAUCGCCCGGAAGGGGGAACAAUGCAACAUUGUACCUGAUAAUGUCGAUGAUAUUGUAGCAGAUUUGGCUCCAGAAGAGAAAGAUGAAGAUGACACCCCUGAAACCUGCAUCUACUCCAACUGGUCCCCGUGGUCCGCCUGCAGCUCCUCCACCUGCGACAAAGGCAAGAGGAUGCGGCAGCGCAUGCUGAAGGCGCAGCUGGACCUCAGUGUCCCCUGCCCGGACACCCAGGACUUCCAGCCCUGCAUGGGCCCUGGCUGCAGUGAUGAAGACGGCUCCACCUGCACCAUGUCCGAGUGGAUCACCUGGUCACCCUGCAGCAUCUCCUGCGGCAUGGGCAUGCGGUCCCGGGAGAGGUAUGUGAAGCAGUUCCCUGAGGACGGCUCUGUGUGCACGCUGCCCACCGAGGAGACAGAGAAGUGCACAGUCAACGAGGAAUGCUCUCCCAGCAGCUGCCUGAUGACCGAGUGGGGCGAGUGGGAUGAGUGCAGCGCCACCUGCGGGAUGGGAAUGAAGAAGCGGCACCGCAUGGUCAAGAUGAGCCCGGCGGACGGCUCCAUGUGCAAGGCUGAGACAUCCCAGUUGGAGAAGUGCAUGAUGCCCGAAUGUCAUACCAUCCCCUGCUUGCUGUCCCCGUGGUCUGAGUGGAGUGACUGCAGCGUGACCUGUGGGAAGGGCAUGCGGACCCGCCAGCGGAUGCUCAAGUCUCUGGCCGAACUCGGGGACUGCAAUGAGGAGCUGGAGCAGGUGGAAAAGUGCAUGUUGCCCGAAUGCCCCAUCGACUGCGAGCUCACCGAGUGGUCCCAAUGGUCAGAAUGUAACAAGUCCUGUGGGAAAGGCCACAUGAUUCGAACCCGGAUGAUCCACAUGGAGCCUCAGUUUGGAGGUGCGCCCUGCCCAGAGACUGUACAGCGAAAAAAGUGCCGCGUCCGGAAAUGCCUGAAAAAUCCUUCCAUCCAGAAGCUGCGCUGGAGGGAGGCCCGAGAGAGCCGGAGGAGUGAGCAGCUGCGGGAGGAGUCCGAGGGCGAGCCGUUCCCAGGCUGCAGGAUGCGCCCGUGGACAGCCUGGUCGGAAUGCACUAAACUGUGUGGCGGCGGCAUCCAGGAACGCUACAUGACCGUCAAGAAGAGGUUCAAAAGCUCCCAGUUUAGCAGCUGCAAGGACAAGAAGGAGAUCAGAGCGUGCAAUGUGCACCCUUGUUAGCCAGGGUGUCAGUGGUCCAGGGCCGCACCCUGGAUUCGUACAGUCACCAACGGCUGGAGUGUCUGUCUGCUUGUUGUUUAAGGCAAUUUAAAUUGUAUCUGCUAGUGUUCAUUUCUGCAGUCUGGUUCGCCCAGUAGUCUUGUGGAGGCCGGGGCCAUCCUUUCUGUCCACAGCUUGGUAGGCACAGGCUGCGUGGGGCACCCUCCUCCCCAACUGGCCCUCCUCCAGCACAGAAGUGAGAAGUGCCAGCCCCCCUGUCCUAGACAGAAAUGUGUCCCACCUGGGGGGCACACAGAAGCCUGGCCUCCUCCACAGGGAGGCAGCUGGGGCUGGAAGGGACUCCCAGAUCUCAGUCUCGGGGUACAGCAGGGAGGAAGCUGUCCUGCUGAGACGGAGAGCACAAAUGCCUCUCCUCCUUUCCCUCAGCCUGCUUGCUCAUGUAGGAACCUCUUGUCUGCCCGUGUCCUUUCAUUUAGUGUUAAGUCCUUUGCUGAGUCUCCUCGUGGGGAAAACAGCUGGUAGACAUGAAGAGCACUGAUAGAGGGUGGCUUUUCUUCCAGAAAUUCUGAAGUUCUGAAUACAUUUAUCUCCCCUUCUAAUGUUGGCUCCUGAUAUCCCCGAGAAAGGAAAAUGACGGCUGCUUUACUGGAAUGUAAGCUCGCCAGUAAUUACACCUGAAGUAAAAGGUACUAAGUCUAGAAAGGAUUUUUCCCUAGCUUUCUUCUUCUGUGUGUUACAAUUCUCCAGAAAGCCAGCCUUCUAAACCUUCUGACCUCAUCCUUACUAGAAACAAGGCAGCAAAACUGGCCUCCCUAGCAGUCCCCAGCCUGAGCUUUUAAUAUCUUCGGACACACACCUGGCUUUUUUUUUUAGUUAACAGUGUCUGCCCCCAUCCCACCAAGCCACUGUUUGAACAGAAAUACUAUCUAUACUUUGAAGAGUUUGUUUUAAGCCUAAAGUUUUAGAUGUAGAAAGAAAAAGUAUUUCAGAGACCAAGCAAGACAGAAAUCGAGGGAGAAAGGAAGAGUACAGAAUUGGGCUGGGUAGGAAAAUCUGGGGAAAGCCAAACUUUACCUGGGCUUUCCACACCAGGGCUCUGGUCCUCCAAGGCCAUGGUUUUCCCCUUCUGAGCACGCAUAAGCAUCAAAUUCAGGGAUUCUCACUAUCAACAAUUCGUGUAAGAAGACAUUUUUACUGAGCUGAGUACAGCAGCCGUUUUUACUCAUUCGUUUAUUGUUAAAACUUUCAUUUCUGUUGCAGGUUUAUCAUUACGCUUAGUCCAAAUAUGUAUCAUGGAUGAGAUGCUUUCAGUGUCUCGAGUACAGUACUUUAAGAAUUUGCAUUAAACACAUCAGGAUAUUUCCAAACACCACAUAUAUAUGAUAUAGCCCUGAAUCUUCAAUAAAAAACUCAUUUGGGUCUGUCUUCGUGUUUUUAAACUAUUAAGUGUUCAGAAGGUUGGGCCUGUGCUUGCUUCGGCAGCACAUAUACUAAAAUUGGAACGAUACAGAAGGUUGGGCCUUUUUCAGUUAGCCCACUGAUUCAUAUUCAGCAUGAUUUUUGCUCCCUCGUUGGAGAGGGACCAUUAUUACCACAUCCCAGAGUCUUCUGGAACUUUGAGUUGUUUCCAGUAUUAACUUCGUAAUCUUUAAAUGAAUUAUCUUGCCCCACAAAGGAGCAUAAUAUAAAGAAAUAAGAGAUUUAAUUUGGACAGAAAGUCUCGAUACAGAAUCUGCUCACUUGUGCAACAUUAUGCCUGGCAUACUUAUUUUUAACUCACAAAAAUCAAAGUUCUGCAUAUCAGUGAUUCUUAUGUAAGUCUAAGGACAAGCCACCCUAGUAUCUAGUGUUCUUAUCAGGUCUCUCUAGGAUACAUUUUAAAUCCUAAUUGUGGAGACUUAAAACCAGGUAACUGUUUAAUGGCUGAUAAUGGGUAACCUGUUUCUUGUUACGUAAGUGUUAUUUCUUUUGCAAGGGGGAAUUUAUAAGAAGCAUCAAAUCUCUUUCUUACCAAAGUCUUGGGUUAGGUAGUUUAUAGUUUUCCUGGCUAACCAAUCCUUUUGGAAAUAAAGACUUUUUUUUACUACAACAAUGAAAUGUUACAAGAGAUAAUAAACUGCUCAUAAGACACCCAGUGAGAACCGCCACAUAAAGGGGAGCUACAGUUGUAUAUAUCAUCAAUGACAAACCAGCUGUAACCCAAUUUACAUUCACAUUUUAAAAGGACAGUAAGUUUAGAGAUCUAUUCCCCAAGCAGACAAUGGGUCACUCACCUGCCACCUUCCUUGCCACUGCAUUAAUUGAAGGAAAUCUGUUGUAACAAAAGAGAAUAAAGCCUGGGCUUCUUCAGACCCAGAACUGAAAAAAAA
Molecule: messenger RNA, 5065 nt
Organism: Mustela erminea (ermine)
Lineage: Eukaryota; Metazoa; Chordata; Mammalia; Carnivora; Mustelidae
Gene: SPON1
Product: spondin 1
Exons: 16
Coding region: 273-2696 (807 amino acids)
Biological process (GO): cell adhesion
Cellular component (GO): extracellular matrix
Source: RefSeq, a predicted model, not a curated record